AACGGAACAAAACAUUGUUGACAACUGUGGCUUGUCAGCAAACUUCUCCAGUUUUCAGUACAAUGAAGCUGUUUACAUUAGUUUGUCUGGGCUUUGUAGUGUUUUCGGUUGGUUAUCGUCAGUCCUAGCUAACUAAUGAGCCGGUUCAUUUAGCUGGUAACAUAAAAGAUUUAAAUCAUAACGCUUCAGAGCAUCUGUAGCUUGACGUUAGCAAGCUAGCAAAGCUCAGCUACAGGCACAAUUAGCAGCAGCAUGGGCGAUGGUACUAUCACUCCCAGGCUCGGCAACAUGAAGGCGUUGCUCGGAAUAGUUGCCGGCGCUGGAGCUUCCUACGGGAUAUACAAACUUCUCAGCGGAGGAAGCUUCAAGAGAAACAAGAAAAGUGCCACAAGUGAAAGUCCUGGUGUAAGGAGCACUCCGUCCAGUGAAGUUACUGUACAGCCGGGCAGCCUGCUAGCUAAAGUGUCUGGACUGGAUGUUGUCUGUCCCCGACCUGCGGAUGAUGCAUCAGGUGGCAUCAUCCACCAGUCUCCCGGCAACCUGGAGCCACAGCACCUGAAAAUGCUGCUGUCAUGUCUGCAGACCAGCAAUAAUCCAUCUGACAGAUGUCGGAUCCUGCUUACGUUAGGAAACGCUGCUGCCUUCACUGUGAAUCAGAAUCUAAUACGGGAAUUUGAAGGGAUCCAUAUCAUAGCUGGAUUCCUUUCUGAUCCUGCGACAGAAGUUAGAGUGCAGACUCUGAAUGCUUUAAAUAAUCUGUGUAUGAACAUCCAAAACCAGGAGCAGCUAAAGGUUUAUGUGCCACAAGUGCUAGAACUGAUUGAGAUGUCACCAGUGAAUUCUGACCUUCAGCUCGGUGCUCUCAGGCUGCUGACAAACCUUUCAGUCACAGACAAACAUCAACACUUGCUGAAGGAAUCAGUUACGCUUUUACUGUCUCUACUUGUAGUGAGCGCUGAAGCAUUGCAGGUUCAGGCUUUGAAAGUCCUCGUGAAUUUGUCCUCAAAUCCAGAUAUGAUGGAUGACAUUGUUCAAGCUCAGGCUCCAGCUUCUGUUUUGCUGCUGUUUGAUGCUCGAACGGCUCCGGCAGUGCUUCUGCGACUGCUGACGUUUGCAGGGAACUUGAAGGCCUGGAGGCCUUCAGCCCAGGUAGCUGAUGAACUGAGGCGGAAGCAGGAUUGCCUCUUCCGGGUCAUGUUAGAUGAAUCCUCCCAGCUCCACAGCAAACUGGUCCAGCUGCUUUCACACCCUGAUGGAGAGAUUCAGGCCCAAGUGGCUCGUAUCUUGACAUAGACCUCUCUAUCUGCACUCUUGAUCCAUGCACAGCUUUUGCUUCUACACACUUUGCCAAAGCCAUCAACUUAUCACCCUUCAAGUUAAAUUAUAAAUCUGUUAACAUUAACCUUAUAGAAGAGCAGGCUGCAUAGCUUCCUGUGGAUUCUGAGUUCACUCUCCCACAUUCUUUAUACCUACAGUAUUCCCCCGAUCAAUAUUAUUAUCACAUAAAACUAAAUGAUCUGCUCCGGCUCACCAGCCACUUUUCCCUGAUCUCCAGCUACUUACACUACAGUUAAUUGAUGAGCAGUGAGUGAGCAGGAAGUAGAGUAUAAAACCACCUUUCCCUGUUUUUUCCUGCCACUGAGAGUUUUCUUCUCAUUGCCAGAGACUGUUUUCCUUCAAAGACCCACAGUGCCCUUCCUUCUGAGAACUUCACCUAUUUUUCUCUGAAGAUAUUUUCCAGGUGAAAUUUCUGAACCCAAACCCACUGCCAAAAGUUUUCUAGAGAAUGUGUUUGUUUGAAUGACCAGUGCAGCAUGACCUCAUAUACUAUCCCUCUGCGGUUCAGACAGAGACUUGUCUUCUUGCUGCACUCUUUAGCAUGCCUUGGAGACACCAGUGAAUGGGUGCACUACAGCUCCAGUCCUCACUAAUGUAUCAACAUGUUGGAUAGUCUUAUACCAACAUCUUUGAUCUGUUUAUUUAAUUUUAGAAAGUGUGUCAUGGUUUUAGAAGAGACAAAGUGAGGUUAAGCUGCAGCGUGGUUGGCCCCACUUUCUGGGAUUCUGUGACAAGAGGAAGGAUUCAGUGUGUCAGGAAGAUUUUGAAGUUGACACACACCUUCCCCACAUUAAAAAAGAGCUAGCUGAGGUGUAUAGGUUACUUGGUGAGGAAGCCACUUGGAUAAACUUUGCCUUUGACGGUAUACCAAUCACAUCUGCCUGGACAGGUUGAUGUGGGAUGUAAUAGCGUUGCUGAAUGUCUCAACUGGCCUACAAACACCUGCAUAUCCCCCAGGGAGGAGCUGGAGGAAGUUUCACAGGAAAAAGGAUGUCUGGACUGCUGCAGUUAUUUUACAACUACCACAUAAGUCAGGCAAAUAUGCAACUUGAAAACAAAUGGAGGAGUGGUUCACCUUGGAGAACACAGUAAUGGUAAGAGCCAUGAUUACUGUUUGUGACAAAUGUUAUGCAUAAAAUAGCUGUUGAAUGACAACAGCGACUGAAUGUUAAAUACAAGCCUUGUUAUGUACUUACUGUAAAAAGACAGGCUGUAAGUGAUAGAUCCACAUGUUUACCUGGAGGACUGAAGCUGUGGAUCCAUCUGCUCACUUGUUAAACAAUAUUUACAGAAAGGAGGACGGGUGUAGGUGCAUACCUCUAAUUUGCAUGAAAAAUGUGAUGAUUAUCUCAAAAUCUGGUUUUUACUGCAAGGACUUUAUGGCAUGAGCCAGUCCAGGUCUACAGAAAUGCUGCACAUCUUUUGAUGUUUGGACACUGACUUUAUUUAACCCAAAUCCUAAAUAUCUCUCAGGCAAUAUGGUUUACUAGAACAGAUAAAGCAGGAGGUUGAAUUACUUGUGACCUAGAUUAUCAUAUUUAUUUAAUGAAGUUAGUAAGCAUUUUGCAGAUAAAAUGAGAAAUUUGUUUAUGUGUGUUUGAAUGGUUCAAUAAAUACCCUAUGACC
Toxotes jaculatrix (banded archerfish) is the source of this 2964-nucleotide messenger RNA. It is a transcript of the gene armc10, whose product is annotated as armadillo repeat containing 10. Gene Ontology annotation, cellular component: mitochondrion. The coding region runs from base 253 to 1293 and encodes 346 amino acids. The transcript is spliced from 6 exons. The record is from RefSeq and is a predicted model, not a curated record. NCBI's taxonomy places the organism in Eukaryota, Metazoa, Chordata, Actinopteri, Toxotidae.